Molecule: messenger RNA, 1083 nt
Organism: Penicillium angulare
Lineage: Eukaryota; Fungi; Ascomycota; Eurotiomycetes; Eurotiales; Aspergillaceae
Exons: 3
Coding region: 1-1083 (360 amino acids)
Biological process (GO): mitotic sister chromatid segregation
Cellular component (GO): spindle midzone; chromosome passenger complex; chromosome, centromeric region
Source: RefSeq, a predicted model, not a curated record
AUGACUUCUCUCAAGCGGAAAUCUCCUGAGUUCUUGACAGCGCCUGAUGCCACUCCAACCGGGCGACCAGACAAGAAACUACGCUUAACCCAAAACCAGAAGCAGGCAUUGAUGGACAACCUUCAACUUGAAAUUACUGAAAGAGCUCGAAAGCUUCGUGCUCAGUAUGCGUUGCAGCAACAUGACCUUCGAUCACGCCUCGAACGACGCGUCAACCGUAUCCCAAUGACCCUUCGCAAAGCUAACAUGGGUGAGCUGCUCGAAAAGCACAACGCGUUCUUGGCUCAGGCCCAAACCACAUCGCCUUCAAGGAAAAUAUCCCCCGCCAAGGUCCAACGAUCAAUUCCAACUAUCGGCUCAAUUGACCAGGCUCUAUCGCCAGCCGGUACCCGAACUCGACGACCAAGUCAUGAUGGUCACUUCUCUGACAAAGAGAACGGUGGACCAGAAGGAUUAAAGAACCCUAAACGUCGAGGUAAAGCCCCAGCAGCAGGUGGAGCCUCCCGCGUCGUCUCACAGGAAGUACGAGGCAACGACCACCGAAUCCUCUCACCUAAAUCCCUGAACUCCCGCACAUACCCGCAGUCCCCAUUCCGCGCCUCUCCAGAGAAGGGCCAGCCAUCUUACCUCUCCCGCCCUACCUCCCCACUCAAGCCAUCAAGCCCUCUUCGCGCUGCUGGCCCAGCAAGCACUACCCGCCCCCGCGGCGCAACAGUCUCCGCCGUCAAGGAUCCCUGGCAACAAUCCACACAACCGAAGAAGACUGGCCGAGCGGCGACUGGGCCUAGGACCGUGGCACCUUCUCCACUCCCUCGCCCUGCUACUCGACAGGGUGAACGCAAGAAUAGCUUUUCUUCGACUGCUUCUUCGGGCACGACUGUCACGAAGCCCACACGUGGAGGUACCGCCCGGAAAGCUACUGCUUCCACUGCUGCGAAGAAACCUGUUGCACCUCGUGCGCAGGCCGCUUCAUUGGCCGUUAAGAAGACUGCUAGUACGGCUGCUAUGAGGAAGACUACUGCCCCUGCUUCUACGACUGAAGCUUCGACUCGGGGGACUCGGGCGCUACGCAAGCGUGUAUAA